ACGAGGAAUUAAACACACAGUCUCUGGAGGACUGAGGAGAAACCUGUGGACAUGCGUGUGUGUUUGUGUGUAUGGAGCAGUAAAUCAUAAGAAACAUCAUCUGUUCAUACCUCAUUUGAAUAUCCUCAAGCAGGAAGAGUUUUGCAGACUGCGGGAUGUUCUCGUUUGAAGAGCAGCACUUCUCAGCCCUGAGGAAACAGUGCCAGCAGAACAGGACUCUGUUUGAAGACCCCGGCUUCCCCGCUGUGGACCAGUCGCUCUUCUAUCAUGGAAACCGCAUCGGAAAAGUCACCUGGAAGAGGCCGAAGGAGCUGUGUGAAGACCCGCACUUGUUUGUGAACGGGAUCAGUGCUCAUGACCUGCACCAGGGGCAGCUGGGAAACUGCUGGUUUGUGGCAGCCUGCUCCAGUCUGGCCUCCAGAGAAGCUCUGUGGCAGAAGGUUAUCCCAGAUUGGAAGGACCAGGAAUGGGACAAGCAGAAGCCGGAGAGCUAUGCUGGGAUUUUUCACUUUCGGUUCUGGCGUUUUGGAGAAUGGGUGGAUGUUGUUAUUGAUGACCGACUGCCAACCGCAAACGGGACGCUCAUCUACUGCCACUCUAACGACAGUAACGAGUUCUGGAGUGCACUGGUGGAGAAAGCCUAUGCCACGAGUCAGGCGGACAUGGAAGCCCGUUUAGACUGCGGCCUGGUCAAAGGUCACGCGUAUGCGGUGACUGAUGUGCGUAAAGUGCGUCUCGGCACCGGCCUGCUGGCGUUCUUCAAAUCAGAGAAGCUCUCCAUGAUCCGCAUGAGGAACCCUUGGGGUCAGAGAGAGUGGAACGGAGCGUGGAGCGACAGCUCAGAGGAGUGGAAGAGAGUGAGUAAGGGUGAGCGAGAGAGGCUGGGUGUGACUGUGGAAGAUGAUGGCGAGUUCUGGAUGGAUUUUGAGGAUUUCUGCAAGUAUUUCACAGACCUGAUUCUGUGCCGCUUGAUUAACACGUCGUACCUGAGCAUCCACAAGACCUGGGAGGAGGAAGUGAUGCGGGGCUCCUGGUGUCGCCACGACGACCCUUUAAAGAACCGAUCAGGAGGCUGCAUCAACCGCAAAGCCACGUUCCUGCAGAACCCACAGUAUGUGUUCGAUGUGACGAAGCCAGAGGACGAGGUUCUGAUCUGCCUUCAGCAGCAGGACAAGAGAGCUCGAUCUAAAGAUGGCAUUGGAGACAAUGUGGCCAUCGGCUUUGACAUCCAAAGAGUGGAGCUCAACCGGACGUACCGCAUGCACGCCAUCCAGAAAACAGUGGGCAGCUCCAUCUACAUUAACUCUCGCAGCGUGUUUCUGCGCAAGGACCUGAAGGAGGGCCGCUAUGUCAUCGUUCCCACGACCUUUGACCCCGGCCUGCAGGGAAACUUCCUGUUGCGCAUCUUCACAGAUGUACCUGCUGCCUGCAAGGAGCUGAUGACAGACGAGCCGCCUCACACCUGCUGGACAGGGUGCUGUGGGUAUCCCAAGCUGGUCUCACAGGUGCAUGUCCACAGAGCAGAUGGACUCCAGGCUCAGGACUCAGAUGGAGCGUCCGAUCCGUACGUCAUCAUCAGCUGUGAGGGAGAGAAGGUUCGCUCUCCGGUGCACAAAAACACACAGAGUCCGGACUUUGACGUGAAGGCCGUGUUCUACAGGAAGAAGCCGCAGGAGGCGAUCCGCAUUCAGAUCUACAACAAGAACCUUCUGAAGGACUCGUUCAUGGGUCAGGCGGUCCUGAGCGGCGAUCUCUCCGACCUGCAGCAGCUUCACACGCUUCGCCUGCGGGACAAAGCAAACCGGCAGAACAACGAUCUUCCAGGUCUGGUGUCAGUGAGCCUCACUACCAGCGACGUCCUGACCAACAUCUGAGCGCUUUUCAGCACGCUCUGUGUCUGUGAUUAAUCGUGGAGUACUUUACGCACUUGACGUGUUGUAUUACACUUAUACUUACAUGCUCUUAAUUGGGGCUGGGGAAAAAAUCAAUGCAUCGUGAUUCUCUCUGGAAUCGAUUCUGAGCUUGGUUUUUAACAGCAGAUGGC
Sinocyclocheilus rhinocerous is the source of this 2044-nucleotide messenger RNA. Its product is annotated as calpain-5-like. Gene Ontology annotation, biological process: proteolysis. The coding region runs from base 156 to 1874 and encodes 572 amino acids. Gene Ontology annotation, cellular component: cytoplasm. Gene Ontology annotation, molecular function: calcium-dependent cysteine-type endopeptidase activity. The record is from RefSeq and is a predicted model, not a curated record. The transcript is spliced from 12 exons. Lineage: Eukaryota; Metazoa; Chordata; Actinopteri; Cypriniformes; Cyprinidae.